Messenger RNA from Westerdykella ornata, 992 nucleotides. RefSeq lists its product as uncharacterized. Bases 134 to 691 code for a protein of 185 amino acids. Lineage: Eukaryota; Fungi; Ascomycota; Dothideomycetes; Pleosporales; Sporormiaceae. The transcript has a single exon. The record is from RefSeq and is a predicted model, not a curated record.
GGCUGAGAAUGCAGCUGUAAUUAAAGGGGUUAUAUGAGUGAGUGACGGAGGUGGUGCUAUGUGCCUUUGUCUUGUCUGGAGUACAUCGAAGGACCGUACCUAUCUAUCCUCAAAUUGAGAGGACCGUCAAUACAUGCCGUGGAUAUCAGAGAUUUCGCAGUGCUUCAUAGAUCAGCGUAGCGCAAAUCGCUAUGGAUUUCCAGAGCUGGGUAGUAAUGCGAGAGCUGUGUCCCACCCUCGAGUCUCCGUUUCACAAGGCUAUGUUGCACUCUUUGCCAUGUUCGCAUACUCGAGCAGAAACCAUUUCAGCUAUAGCAAGUGCUCUCUUUUCGUGAUUGGCGGGAAUGGCUUCUGCUCAUUUCUUUUCCUGUGCACAAAAUGCAACUCUGCAGCCCUAUCCGCACCCGUGACCUACUCUUCCUUUGCUGUGUACCUAUCCAAAGAUAGAACAAAGGGGGCCAGGGUCAGAGCAAUACCAAGAGACGCAGGCAACAUGUGUUUCCGCCAUCAGGUCCAAACCGUCGGGACCCGCUCCACAAGAUUGACGAAUUAUUGGGCCAUUCUACCCAAUACUCUUGUAGUCUUCAAUCCCAAAAGAUUCAAAUGUUUAGUGAAAUUGCUGCCGAACUGGGUGGGUCGCACAAACCAGCGACCCGAGCCUGAGGAGACCCGAGACGUGACGAGGGAGUAAGCUGGGUAUUCUGGAAAGAUCUGAUGUGCAUCCCCGCCACGAGCCUCUGAGGCUUUGCUCCCUUCUCUGGGUACGCGGACGGGCAUUAUGUGAGAAUGCUCCGACUCCAGUUGGGCGAACGGGCCAGUGGUUUGGUGCAGGCUUCAAAGGUGUAGGGGAAUUAAUAAUGCGGGAAUCAUAGGAUCUGCCACUUUGGAUAAGGGGCCUUUUGGGGCGAUGAGGGCUUUUGUAAGAUUUCUGAUGAUGACAAAUCGCCUUGGAAGUCCAUGGAGUGGGAUUCAUCGUGCAGUCUGGGAAUAGU